Impatiens glandulifera is the source of this 1121-nucleotide messenger RNA. RefSeq names its product probable carboxylesterase 2. The record is from RefSeq and is a predicted model, not a curated record. The coding region runs from base 59 to 1033 and encodes 324 amino acids. The transcript has a single exon. Gene Ontology annotation, molecular function: hydrolase activity. Lineage: Eukaryota; Viridiplantae; Streptophyta; Magnoliopsida; Ericales; Balsaminaceae.
AAAACACGCAUUAAGACAGAACACAACAGAGUAGAGAUACACCGACUCUAAUUCCCAAAUGGCUAAUCAAAGCAUGAGAACUAACGAAAUAGUUCAUGAGAUCGAAAGCAUGAUUCGAAUUUACAAAGACGGAUCAGUAGAAAGAUUAAUAGGUUGCGAAGUCGUUCCACCAUCGAUUGAUCCCCAAACCGGCGUCCAAUCCAAGGACGUCAUCAUCUCCCCUGAAAACGCCAUUUCCGCCCGCCUAUACAUACCCAAAGCACAACCUGACCCAUCGACUCACAAAUCGAAACUACCUCUCCUAAUCUAUUUCCACGGCGGCGCUUUCUGCAUAGAAACCGCCUUCUCUCCCACAUAUCAUAACUACAUCAACUCCCUUGUGUCCGCAGCCAAUAUCGUCGCAAUCUCGGUUGACUACAGAAGAGCGCCCGAGCACCCAUUGCCGACCGCGUUUGAAGAUUCAUGGGAAGCUGUCAAAUGGGCUGUGAGCGCCGAAGACGAAUGGGUGAAAAACUUUGCGGAUCUGGAACGUGUUUUCUUCGCCGGCGACAGCGCCGGCGCGAAUAUAGCGUACCGUAUGGGUAUAAGAGUUGGGUUGGAAGGGUUAUCAUCAUCGGGAGCAAAGUUGGUGGGUAAUAUUCUUGUCCACCCGUUUUUUGGAGGAGAGGAACCGAUUGGAUCCGAAACGGAAAACCCUUAUUCGGAAACAUUUGAGAAAAUGUGGCGAAUCGCUUGCCCGACGGUGACAUCGUUGGAUGAUCCGAUGAUAAACCCUAGUAUGGAUCCGAACAUUGAAAAGAUGGGUUGCGAGAGGGUGUUGGUUUGUGUGGCGGAGAAAGACUGGUUGAAGGAUAGAGGUUGGUAUUUCUAUGAAGAGUUGAAAAGAAGUAAUUGGAAAGGGAAGGUGGAGAUUGUUGAAACGGCUGGAGAGGUUCAUGUCUUCCAUUUACAUAAUCCAACAAGUGAUAAUGCUUUGGCUUUUAUCAAACUGUUUGUUUCAUUCUUCAAUGAGGCAGUCAAAGCUAAUAUGUAACCAGAUUCUCCAAGUUUAAUAUUGUAAUGGAAUUAAGUAAUUUACAACAAACAACCAAUUAUUGGGUAACUUUUAUUCAUAGAUAUUU